Molecule: messenger RNA, 5721 nt
Organism: Austrofundulus limnaeus
Lineage: Eukaryota; Metazoa; Chordata; Actinopteri; Cyprinodontiformes; Rivulidae
Product: CREB-regulated transcription coactivator 1
Exons: 14
Coding region: 38-1861 (607 amino acids)
Biological process (GO): protein homotetramerization; positive regulation of transcription by RNA polymerase II
Cellular component (GO): cytoplasm; nucleus
Molecular function (GO): cAMP response element binding protein binding
Source: RefSeq, a predicted model, not a curated record
GCGUAGCGUAACAUUCCAUUGAGAAGAAGAGGGAAAGAUGGCGUCCUCUAAUAAUCCUCGCAAAUUUAGCGAAAAAAUCGCUUUGCAUAAUCAGAAACAGGCGGAAGAGACAGCCGCCUUCGAAGAAGUGAUGAAGGACCUGAACAUCACCAGAGCCGCGCGGUUGCAGUUACAGAAGACCCAGUAUUUGCAACUAGGGCAGAAUCGUGGACAGUACUAUGGAGGCUCACUGCCCAAUGUCAAUCAGAUUGGGAAUGGCAACAUUGACCUGCCUUUUCAGAACUCUGUGCUGGAUACCAGUCGGACAACCAGACACCACGGGCUGGUGGACCGCGUUUACCGCGACCGGAAUCGCAUCACAUCUCCUCACCGCCGCCCUCUGUCAGUUGACAAACACGGUCGCCAGAUUGACAGCUGUCCUUACAGCUCAGUUUACCUCUCCCCGCCGCCAGACACUAGCUGGAGAAGGACAAAUUCAGACUCCGCCUUACACCAGAGCYCCAUGAACCCGAAGCCCCAGGAGGUGUUUUCAGGAGGAUCACAGGAGCUGCAGCCUAAACGAGUGCUGCUUUUAACGGUGCCCGGGACAGAAAAUUCAGAGUCGGAUGCCGACAAAGACGCUCAGAAACAGCUGUGGGAUGACAAAAAGGAUGAUGCAUCGAAGCCCAAUACAUGUGAAGUCCCAGGAAUCAAUAUAUUUCCAUCACCAGACCAGGAGUUAAACCCAUCUGUAGUUCCAGCUGCACACAAUACCGGUGGUUCUCUGCCGGAUCUGACCAACAUCCAGUUUCCUCCUCCGCUGUCCACUCCACUCGACCCCGAGGACACCGUGUCCUUCCCCUCUCUCAGCUCRGCCAACAGCACGGGCAGCCUGACCACAAACCUCACCCACCUGGGGAUCAGUGCUGCCAGCCACGGAAUCCCCGCCUCCUCUCAGCCCACCAUGACUGUAACAGCUCAGCGCAGACAGCCACCUGUGAUGCCGCUCACCCUCACCUCUGACCUCCACCUCCAGCAGUCUCCACAGCAGCUCUCGCCCACCCUCUCCUCACCUAUAAACAUCACACAGGUUGUACCAGCAGAAACGUUAACCCUGGAACAGCAGCUUUCCCAGUACCCCCUGUUCAACCAGCUGACGCCCCAGGCCCAGGCUCAGCUCCUCAGUGAUCUCCAGAAGCAGCAGGCCCUCCCGCAGGGCAUCCAGCUGAUCGCUUUGCCAACCCCGGCCUCGUCUGGGACAGCUACAGCAAGCAGCCCCUCCCCGGACAGCCAGACCACCGCCAGCAUGAGCAUCAGUUCGUACCGCAAUCAGACUGGCUCACCAGCCACUCAGUCUCCAACCUCCCCAGUCUCCAAUCAAGGAUUCUCCCCCGGAGGCUCGCCUCAACACAUUCCUGUGGUGGGCAGCAUUUUUGGUGACUCCUUCUAUGAACAGCAGCUGGCGUCGAGGCAGACCAACGCGCUUUCCCACCAGCUCGAGCAGUUCAACAUGAUCGAAAGUCCCAUCAGCUCCUCCAGCCUGUUCAACCAGUGCUCCACCCUCAACUACACACAGGCAGCCAUGAUGGGCCUCACUGGGAGCAGCCUACAGGACUCACAGCAGCUCAACUACAGCAGCCAUGGCAACAUCCCAAACAUCAUCCUAACAGUCACAGGUGAAUCUCCGCCAAGUCUCUCCAAAGAGCUGACCAACUCUCUGGUGGGCGUUGGUGACGUGAGCUUUGACGCAGACUCUCAGUUUCCUCUGGACGAGCUGAAGAUCGACCCGCUCACUCUGGACGGACUGCACAUGCUCAACGACCCCGACAUGGUGCUGACCGACCCCGCCACCGAGGACACGUUCAGGAUGGACAGACUGUAACACGACGAGCUGACUGACGUUCGGAGCUAAGUGAGAAGAUGGGGGAAAAAAAAUAACACACACUAACUUGUGAAUGAAGAGAAAUUAAGGGCCGGAUGAACCCUCUCCCUUGUUGCAUGGCUGUCCAGGUGUUUGACCCUUCGAAACGAAUCUCCACCAUAAGACGACGAGUAAAAAGACCCCCAGUGGCUCGCCAUGGAAUGGCCUCGCUGUCGUUUUGAAGAAAAAUGGUCGCUCAGCGCUUUUGCUAGCCUACUGUGUUUACAGUGUUCCAUUAAUUGCCACAUAUUACGAAAACACACAUUUGAUAGCUUUUUUCAUAUCCACAUUUCUUUUAUUCACAUUUGCUUGUAGCAGAAAGCUGCUAAAACACUGAGUUGAAUCAUUUUUAUGGCUAUGUCUAAAAGAGGGAGAAAAAAAAACAACAACAACGUAGCCGGUUUCGCUCGCUGCCCCGCGAUGAAAUUCCAUCACAGAGUAACAACUUUCUAUUUCAUGCUCAAAGCUUUAUUUUUGACAACCAAAUGUUAUUUUCAUCUUGUACUGUAUGUUUUUAAUGCUUCACAUAUUUAUAUGUUUAUUUAUUUAUUUGUUUAAAGAUUUUUUUAUAUUUCGUUUCAUAACUUAAAUUUUGAUGCCAAAACAUCUGUAAGAGUAGUGUAAGAUUUCACUGGUGUAAUUGUGUUUAUUAUUACCAACGUACUUYUAUGUGUUUUUUGUAAGCUUUACUUGGUUAACGAAGGAGUGUAAAACGUCCCCCAUAGUUGCUCUUCGGUGUUCGAUGUGCCAUUCUCGGAUGUUGAUGUGCUGCAGCUCUUAACGGGCAAAUCCAAAUCUCAGUUUUUUUUUUCGCGUCACUUCAGAAAAAGUUGCGUGCUCAAGAAGUUGAUUAACGUUAUGCUACCGGAAUUAACGCUUUCUGGAAAAAAGUAAUCAGGUAUUUUUAUUUAACCAGAACAAAGAGAAUAGCAUCUAAAUUAAUUUCUGCCAAUUCAAAGCUAAAAUGCAUAUUUAUUUAUUUAUUUAUUUAUUUAUUUAUUUAUUUAUUUAGAAACCGCCUUUCCUUGGGAAGAAGGCAGUUGCUUUUAAACCAGAAAACACUAAAAUCUUAAUGUUUUUUAGGUCGUCACUGUGAAAUCACCUGAUUUUGCCUUACAGUAAAAUUCUACUGUUCUACGUAAGUGUUUGGUGUAACAGCGUAUUUUCCUAACUUUCCUGUAUUUAAGGGAAACUUUUAGUCUCUGUGCUUUUGUUACGUGAGGUUUGACAAAUCAGUGUACUGUAUUUUGUAGCGGUACAGUCUAUAGCCAAAUUGUUGUUUUUUUGUUUUGUUUUGUUUAUUGAAGUGGAGCAACAGCAAAAUGGAAAAAAAUAAAAGAUGUUGAGGCGGAUUUAAAGUAUUUAAAGAGGGCAAUUAUGGGGAAGCUUUUUGCUCCUUUGCAGGGAGUCUGACAAAAAUGCAAGUAACCUUUUAAUGUAGUUAUUGCUUAUUAAAUGAGCCGUUAACAGGUUAUUUGGAUCAUCUGGUGCAAUCUUAAGACUUUAAAGAAGAGUUUAUUUAAAAGAAAUCACAGUAUUGGAGAAUGUCUAUAAACAAAAGUUCACUUUAAGAAAAGAUAWAAGUUUAUUUUUUGUUAUGUGCAUUAAGAUUUGCCUCUUUGUUCAGUUUUGUAAGCAACACUAACGGCCAAAAAGCAGGAAAAUCACCAACUUACAAACCAAAACUGUUUACACACAAUCGUCUUAAUGACCUGAUCUUCGUCAUUCAAAUUUUAAAACUCYCAAAACUUCAGUAACUUCACUCUGUGCCAAAAAAAAAUUGCUAAAAGAAAAAAAAUCUGCCUCAGCCUUUUUGUCAGAGUUUCCCUGAGAGGCUUGUGUAGUUAACGUGGGAUCAUUUAUGGUAUACUGUAAUAUUUGUGUGCACAUGUACUAAUAUUUUUACUUUGCUAAAGCGCUGAUGGGGAAGCCUCUUGGAUGGGAUCCAGUUAUGUUUUUUUUUUAUGUUUUGUACCUCCUGCAGUUUGUUUGGGUUGAAGCGUUCACUGUUUGCUGCAGCGGCUUCAUCAGCGGUUUUGUUUGCCUUCGAUACACCUGUGGUUCCUAUGCAAAUGAGAUGACAAAAUUAAACAGAAAAAAAAAUAAUAUUCUUAAAGAAAAAAUCCAACAUUGUUCACAAAAUCUGCUGGAUUUAUUCUUGUUAAACUGUUAAUGAAAAAAAGGUGUUUUUAUAGCUAAACCCUGCAUGUUGCUCAGAAAUGUAACCUCAUAUGAGAACUACAAAAACAAACAAAAAAGAUGUGCUGCCAUUAUGGGCUACUUUUCUUUUUAUUUAAUGUCACUUUGAUGGCAUUUUGUAUCGUGGAAGUUAUCUGUAGUGUGCCACAUUAUUGCUCAACUAAUAGAUUUAUUGUAGAAAAUGUAAAGUAGAUGAUGAGUGCAGGAUGUUGAGCGUUGUGGUGGCGAUAUGACAAUCAGUGACUGGAAUUCUGCUUUUUUCUUUUCCGUUAGUGAACGAAGAUAAAUCCAGCUGUUCUUAGAUGUUUGACCUUUUUAAUUUUCCUAAUUUGUUCUGUUUUUACAAAUCCUUUCCCCAAAAUGGUAUUUUAAAACUUAAAAAAAAAAUGAAGAUUAGUGAUGCAGAAACGCAUCAAAAAUAGCCCAAAGUGUACAAUACUUCACCCGUUACUGAAUCCCCAUCAGUUUUGUUGGAUUUUUUCUUUAAGUCUCUGAAAAAUAUCUGCAGAUUUUUGUUUGUUUACAAAAGGUUUUUUGUACCUUCGAGAGAGGGAGAGAGAGAAAAAAAGAGAACAGCGUUCUGUUCAGACUUUACCGUUGUGUUGCCGGCGGUUGGAGCUUUCCUGUCAUUUCCUUUCUCUCAUCCUCGCUGAAGACGAGUUCAGACUCUGUACAUACUAUAGCUGAAACAAAAUGCAUGACUACGCUGACAGUCCAGACCUCUAAACGAAGGCCUUCUAUAGCUCUGCAGGUUUGAUUUGUGUAACAUAAACACUAUCACCAAGUCUAAAGGGAUGCAUGUGUGGGUUUCUCCUGUGCAACAGUGAACUCCUGUUAAUUGACUCCGUUACCUCCGUCUCUGUACAAUGCUACUUCACGAAUGAUAAAAGAAUGUAACUUCUCUUGUCCUAGUUUUAGCCAAAUGAGCCAAAGUUCGGUGCGUCUGGUCKCGUUACGGUCGGACCAGGCUUCCUCGCUCGGCUCUGCAGUCCCCUGGCCCCUCCUCCUCCUCCUCUGAAGAAACAGACUGUUGCUCGUUCCGCUCUUCUUCCUACUGUAGCAUCUCUGCGUACCAUGGAAACCAUUUCAUUAAAAAAAAAAAGACCCUGCAGCCGAUUCGGUCCCUCCUCUGCCAGCUCAACCUGUUGUCUUUCCUGACUACAAACAGAAGGCCCUGUCAUGUAACGGCUGCAGUUCGGCACGUGCACUGAUUGUUUGCAUUUGUGGACCUUUAAACCCUCUGCAUUAUGCAGUCAACUGCAUGACAUGACAGACACAUUCAACAGGUUCUUAUCUCAUGUUAUGUACAGGAUCUUGCUAUGCUCAAGUGGAGUGUGUUUUAAGACAGAUGUGAUUUUUUUUUUCUUUCUGUUUUUGCCUAUCAUGUCAGGUUCUGGGUUGGGUAAAGUGAACUGCUUGGUUGAUUAUUUUUUUUCCUUCCCCUGUUUUUUUGUGCAAUGUUUAGUCCACUUGUUGCUUUGCACUUUACUUGUGACUCCCCGGCGUUUGAGCGGGGACGGCUCUGCCCGAUGUGAAUGCUGACUGUUUCAACACCAGAUAUAUUGUGAUGUAUACAAACAGAUGGAUUCUCUAUUUUGUUUUGUAAACUAUACUGUGGCUUA